AAGCCGGGGCGGUUUGAGACGGGGCGGGAGCGGCGGCGUUCCUCUGGGCAUGCUCAGUCGGAGGCUGAGCAGCGCCUGCUGAAGCGGAGCGCGGGCGGAGCGCGGCGGGCCAGUGCCGAGAGGGCUGAGCGGAGCUUGCGGCCCGAGCCGAGCGGAGCCGAGCGGAGCCGAGAGCAGCCGAGCGACGGUCUCGAGGAGACAUGCAGAUGAUGACUAGGAAGGUCCUGCUGAACAUGGAGCUGGAAGAGGACGACGAUGAGGAUGGAGACAUUGGUGAUGUUCCUGACUCCAGGAGACCUUUUCUGGCUCCUCAUACUCCUCUACCAUCCGGUCUGGUGCUGGAAAACUUUGAGCAGACAAUUGUCUGUCCUACCUUUGGGUCACUGGAGAAUCAGCAGGACUUCCGGACUCCAGAGUUUGAAGAAUUUAACGAGAAGCCUGACUCCCUCUUUUUCACCGAUGGCCAGAGACGAAUCGACUUCGUCCUCGUGUACGAAGAUGAGGACAAAAAGGAGAACAAUAAGAAAGGAACAAAUGAGAAACAGAAGAGGAAAAGACAAGCCUACGAAUCUAACCUCAUCUGCCACGGCCUACAGCUGGAAGCAACAAGAUCUGUUUCUGAUGACAAGCUUGUGUUCGUCAAAGUGCACGCGCCCUGGGAAGUGCUGUGCACCUAUGCUGAGAUUAUGCACAUCAAGCUCCCGCUAAAGCCAAAUGACCUGAAAACACGCUCGCCCUUUGACACCCUCAACUGGUUUGCCAAGGUCCUCCGGGUGAACGAGAAUGUCAUCAAGCCAGAGCAGGAGUUCUUCACUGCCCCAUUUGAGAAGAGCCGGAUGAAUGAUUUCUACAUCCUGGAUAGAGAUUCUUUCUUCAACCCUGCCACCAGAAGUCGCAUUGUUUAUUUUAUCCUGUCUCGGGUCAAAUACCAAGUGAUGAACAACGUUAACAAAUUUGGGAUUAAUAGACUGGUCAGUUCUGGAAUCUACAAAGCGGCGUUCCCUCUGCAUGACUGCAGAUUCAACUAUGAGUCGGAGGACCCCAGCUGUCCUAGCGAGCGUUACCUCCUGUACAGGGAAUGGGCUCACCCUCGGAGUAUAUACAAGAAACAGCCCUUGGAUCUUAUCAGGAAGUAUUACGGAGAGAAGAUUGGAAUCUACUUUGCUUGGCUGGGCUAUUACACUCAGAUGCUCCUUCUAGCAGCUGUGGUGGGCGUGGCCUGCUUCCUCUAUGGAUACCUUGAUCAGGAUAACUGCACUUGGAGCAAAGAGGUCUGUGAUCCUGACAUUGGUGGCCAGAUCCUGAUGUGUCCCCAGUGUGACAGGCUGUGCCCUUUCUGGAGGCUGAAUAUCACCUGUGAAUCUUCUAAGAAACUCUGCAUCUUUGACAGUUUUGGAACCCUGAUCUUCGCUGUGUUUAUGGGAGUAUGGGUUACAUUGUUUUUGGAGUUUUGGAAGCGGCGCCAGGCAGAGCUUGAGUAUGAGUGGGACACUGUUGAGCUACAGCAAGAGGAACAGGCCCGACCGGAGUACGAGGCCCAGUGCAACCACGUGGUAAUAAACGAGAUCACUCAGGAGGAGGAGCGCAUCCCGUUUACCACCUGUGGGAAGUGUAUCAGGAUCACCUUGUGUGCAAGCGCUGUCUUCUUCUGGAUCCUGCUCAUCAUCGCCUCUGUGAUCGGGAUCAUUGUCUACAGGCUGUCUGUGUUCAUCGUGUUCUCUACAACGCUUCCCAAGAACCCCAACGGGACAGACCCAAUCCAGAAGUACCUGACCCCACAGAUGGCCACAUCCAUCACAGCCUCCAUCAUCAGCUUCAUCAUCAUCAUGAUCCUCAACACCAUCUACGAGAAGGUGGCCAUAAUGAUCACCAACUUCGAGCUCCCGAGGACCCAGACUGAUUAUGAGAACAGCCUGACCAUGAAGAUGUUCUUGUUCCAGUUUGUCAACUACUACUCCUCGUGCUUCUACAUCGCAUUCUUCAAGGGCAAAUUUGUCGGCUAUCCCGGGGACCCGGUGUACUUGCUGGGCAAAUACAGAAAUGAAGAGUGUGACCCGGGGGGCUGCCUCCUUGAACUGACGACACAGCUGACGAUCAUCAUGGGGGGGAAGGCAAUCUGGAAUAACAUACAAGAAGUAUUGCUCCCAUGGGUUAUGAAUCUAAUUGGACGACGUAAGAGAGUCUCUGGAUCAGAAAAGAUAAUCCCACGAUGGGAACAGGAUUACCAUCUGCAGCCCAUGGGCAAGCUGGGACUGUUCUAUGAGUACCUUGAAAUGAUUAUUCAGUUUGGGUUCGUCACUUUAUUUGUGGCCUCUUUUCCACUGGCUCCCCUGCUGGCUCUCGUGAACAAUAUUCUGGAAAUAAGAGUGGACGCGUGGAAGCUCACAACUCAGUUUAGACGCAUGGUGCCAGAAAAAGCCCAGGAUAUCGGUGCGUGGCAGCCCAUCAUGCAAGGAAUAGCCAUCCUGGCCGUGGUGACCAAUGCCAUGAUCAUUGCCUUCACCUCAGACAUGAUCCCCCGUCUGGUAUAUUAUUGGUCCUUCUCCAUCCCUCCCUAUGGCGACCACGCUUACUACACCAUGGACGGCUACAUCAACAACACUCUCUCUGUCUUCAACAUCACCGACUUCAAGAAUACAGACAAAGAAAACCCAUACAUUGGGCUUGGUAACUAUACCUUGUGCAGGUACCGUGACUUCCGAAACCCACCUGGGCACCCACAAGAGUAUAAACACAACAUCUACUAUUGGCAUGUGAUUGCCGCCAAGCUGGCCUUUAUCAUUGUCAUGGAGCAUGUCAUCUACUCUGUGAAGUUCUUCAUUUCCUAUGCAAUUCCGGAUGUGUCAAAAAUCACAAAAAGCAAGAUCAAGAGGGAGAAAUACCUCACGCAGAAGCUGCUUCACGAAAGUCACCUCAAAGACCUGACCAAAAACAUGGGGCUCAUCGCCGAGAGGAUGGGAGGAGUGGUUGACAACAGCGUGCGGCCAAAACUCGAAUGAGCAGCAGCUUGAUGGCAUGAGAAGCACUUUAAAGAUAAUUAGCUGUCGGACGUGUUGUGAGUCACUCGAGGGGAUGGCGUCCAGCCUCCCAGGCAGGCAGAGUUUUUGCCCUGCCCAUUUCUGCCUGUAUCACCUUCCAGUUUCAGCUAGCAGUGCGGGAACUGGAGAACGGAAAACUUGGAUCAGGAAGGACAUAAAAAGCACCUACCUAGAGGACCUGAAUGCGUUCCCUCUUUUGAUUAAUUGGAAUUUUAGUAACAGGAAAAAAGCCUCGAGGUGUGCCCAAGUCCUCCUGAGGCUUUGCUUUUCUGACCUCAAGUGUGCAGAGCUCCUUUUCUGUGCUUAAUUUUGCAUUUUGCCAAAUCUAUCCCAGAACCUAUUUCGUCCGGACAGCACCAUCGCCAAAGACCAGGCAGACCUCAGCCUUAAUCACCUUUGUGUUAUCAAUGAUAGCCAGCUCAGGAUUGAGUUUGGAUGCUGUGUCAGGAGCCAGGCAAAGCCAAGAGUUCACAGUAUUUCAGUGUCUUACUACACCCCAAGGAAGGGGACUCCGCCGCAUAUGAAACAGGUUCUGUACCAUUUCAGCCUGUAUUUCCACCUCCAAGAAACACUCAUCUUAGAUUGACAUGAAGGUAGAGAGUAUUGAAUGAAGCCCGUCCCUGUGACUCCAUGGUAACACCUGCUUUCUAGCAGUGUUCCCAGCAUGCUCUGGGCUGGACCAAUGUUGACUGGCUUUCAGAUCUUAAGGGAGUAAGAUGAAAAGGUAGUAGCUCUUAUUGAUCUGAAUGGUUAAUUUAUCUCUUCUUGAUACGUAAGCGUCUUGGUAAAUGAUAAUCAAAUGAUUAUAACUGUAUUGUCCUCAACACGAUGGGCUGGGAAGCCCAUCAACUUCAUGAAAACUGUCUUAGCAGAUGCAGAAAGAAGGCACUACAAAUCACCAAGCGCCUUCUGCCUGUCUCGCUGAAAAGGCUGGUGCUCUGAUGACACUGGGCAUAGUCAGUGCAGCAGCCAACAACCCAAUCACUAGCCAUAUCCUGUGAUGGAUCCUUCUGUGGCUGAUGUCACUCACUGGGAAUCCUACCAACUUCUCUGCUUGCCACGGUAACCAGCUUCCUUACCGGCUCCGUCCGUUAGUUCGUUUCCUAGGCCUGCUAACUCAUUUGCAAUCACAGCUGUGCUGGAGACAAGUCUUCCUGGAUCAUUGCCCUUUGAGGAAGGAAACCCUGCGUUUAGUUUGAGCCCCAAGGCUCCUCUCAGGCCAUGAGGGAGUUAAGGGAAGGCUGGUUUAUCUGCUGGUGGCUUGCUGCUAAGCCUCAGCCUCCUGGUGCCUUUGCUCUCCCUGUUGCUUGGCUGAGCAGUUUCUCUGUAGUCUAUAUAUGCUCCGCUCUUCCUCCAGUACAUCCGGAGGAGACAAGGCGAUACCUCGCACCCUUGAUUGAUAACGGAGGUCAGUACUGGGUGAAGAAGGGAGGACCCGCCUCAUCGUUAGAGAUCAGGCCUCUGCUGGCUGGAGUGGUGUGAAAUGCCUCGGUGCCUAGGAGCCAAGCCAAGGAAAGUGAAUGGUUUUAGAGACUGCCUUCUCAAUGCUGAGCUGAAGCAGCUUCAACUCCAGGCCGUGGUUUGAAAUGUCCACCACGAAUGAUUUAGUAGAGAAUCAACAUGACUAAUCAAAGCAGUGUUCUGGGCUUUUGAGUAGCCCAGUGGGUCAGUGGGAACAUUUCCCCUCCUCCCUUGUACUGGGAGUCCAGGGCCCGCCAUACAGUGUCUGUCUGUGCUGAGAUAGAAAUGACUGCCUUCCUCCCUGAGGGAUCUUCUCACUCCACAGCUAAAACCAGUGCCACUCCUUGUCCCCCACAAGAAAACGUCAAAUAAAAAGUGCAUUUAUCCCUCUAUAGUCCCCAGCCAAGAAGUCCCUUCACAAUGUAGAAAGUGACACUGUAGACAGAGGAAGCAGAAUUAAAAAAAAUCGUGCUUCUCUGUAAGGAGCACUCCUGGCAUCUGAAGCUACCAGAAUGCUGAAUGGCAGAGGUGCUGUGAGCUGUAGGGUCCCAAUGGUGUCAGUAUCAUUCCUGUGAGGCCUGUGCCAAGGUGGUGAUGGAGAGGAAUAGGGGACACCUUUGGUGGCAGUGAAGUAGUUCCCAGCCCUAGAAAAACCAAGGGCAUGACUGUGGCCAGUGAGGGGAGAUCUGGCCACCCACCUGUCUAGCAUGAACCACUAGAGAAAUUCUAUCCUUUUGCAAUGCCCUUGCAUUUUAAUGGAUUAAAGCGGUAGACCCAAUACUCAGGGGAUUUUUCUUUCAAUGUUCCUCGGAUGUUUUAGGUAUCCCAUUAGAAGUAGAAGGCCACAGUUUGUCUUGAAAUUAAAUGAAGCCAUCUGGUAAUGAGUUUGUCACGGUUUCCCCUCUGCAGGGCACAUGGGUCUUGAGUUCCAUAGAACAUUCGUUUGUGAUGGAGGCAGAAUGGGGUGUGUUGGUUUCACACAUCUUGUGUGCUCCUUGUGUGCGUUCCUAUUAUGUUUGAAAAGUGGAGACAGAGAGCAUACAGCUCAGCUAAAAAGGACUGAGAUUCAUGAUGCUUCCUGUAUACUGUAUCCCUGGUGUAAUGUUUGUAACUGAUGUUUGUUAAUUUCUAUGCCUUUUACUAUUUUUUAAUUAAUGAGCAUUUUAAUAAAUUCAGUUUUACAGACAAUA
Messenger RNA from Mastomys coucha (southern multimammate mouse), 5689 nucleotides. RefSeq names its product anoctamin 6 (gene Ano6). NCBI's taxonomy places the organism in Eukaryota, Metazoa, Chordata, Mammalia, Rodentia, Muridae. The record is from RefSeq and is a predicted model, not a curated record. Gene Ontology annotation, biological process: chloride transmembrane transport; calcium activated phosphatidylcholine scrambling; calcium activated phosphatidylserine scrambling. The transcript is spliced from 21 exons. Gene Ontology annotation, cellular component: plasma membrane. Gene Ontology annotation, molecular function: protein dimerization activity; chloride channel activity. The coding region runs from base 201 to 2999 and encodes 932 amino acids.